CCCUUGCGCUGAAGUUUCACAAGACAGCCGGCAGACAAUGCUCAGAUAUCCGCGAUGGGCUCUCCACGAGGCGCGGGCUGGCCAUUAAUACUGCACCGCCAACCAGGAAGCCAGCGAGCGGGUCUCGACGCAGCUGGGACGUGAUGAGCGUGACUAGCGGCUGCUGCUCAGCACGGACUGGAUGGAUAUUAUAAUCAAAGCAAGAGAGACGCAGAGAAGGGGAUGUGGGAGAGGGGAUUCAGCCAUUCAGCCGCCGUCGUCCUUGUCCUUGUCCUCAUACUUCUGCCACGAUCUCCAACCGCUGGCUGCGGCAACAGCUGGAGCAAUAGCUGGAGCAAUAGCUGUAGCAAUGGCCGUAGUGGCUCGCCGCAUCCUUACGCGCGCGCCCCUCAGCGACAAUCACGACCGCAUCCGAUCGGGCGAAAUGAAGAGAAAGGCUUCCAUCGCCGUGGAACGUUGCUGAAACAGGACGAGGUGCGUCUCAGAAGCGUCCGGGAAAAGCAGUUCCCGACGCUUAGUGCGUUUAAUAGCGGCGACAAGGCGGCCCACGCGGGGCAACCAGACUACAUACCUACCUAGUAAUUGUCCACGGGGAUCGGCGUACCUAAAAUAUAUUAACACUCAACGUUAUCAAGCUGUUUUGUUUUCAUUUGUUUUGCAGCAUGACUGC
Trichoderma asperellum CBS 433.97 is the source of this 670-nucleotide messenger RNA. The record is from RefSeq and is a predicted model, not a curated record. Lineage: Eukaryota; Fungi; Ascomycota; Sordariomycetes; Hypocreales; Hypocreaceae.